AUGGGUAGUAGGGCCUCCAAUUCGCCUUCUUUUUCAAGUAAGGCGGAAACGUUACUGCCAUCGGAGUAUAAAAAGAAUGCGGUUAAGAAGGAAACAAUACGCAAUGGCAAGAAAAGGAAAUUGCCUGAUACAGAAUCCUCAGAUCCUGAGUUUGCAAGUCGGCGUUUGAUAGCUAAUGAAACUGGCACUGAUGCGGUGAGUAAUGGUAACAAAAAUGAUAGCAAUGCCAACAACAACAACAACAACAACAACAAGAAAUCAAGUGAAGUAAUGCACCAGGCGUGCGAUGCUUGCAGGAAGAAGAAGUGGAAAUGUUCCAAGACAGUACCGACUUGCACGAACUGUCUGAAAUACAAUUUAGACUGUGUCUACUCUCCGCAAGUUGUUAGGACUCCGUUGACAAGAGCACAUUUAACAGAGAUGGAAAAUAGGGUUGCAGAGUUGGAACAGUUUUUGAAAGAACUUUUCCCAGUUUGGGAUAUCGAUAGGUUACUUCAGCAAAAAGAUACAUACAGGAUUAGGGAAUUGCUUACUAUGGGUUCUACAAAUACUGUUCCGGGACUUGCAUCGAAUAAUAUCGAUUCAUCGUUAGAACAGCCCGUUGCCUUUGGUACUGCGCAGCCGGCACAAUCUUUGUCAACUGAUCCAGCAGUACAAUCUCAAGCCUAUCCAAUGCAACCGGUACCGAUGACAGAGCUUCAAUCUAUCACCAAUCUUCGACACACGCCAUCACUUCUGGAUGAACAGCAAAUGAACACGAUUUCCACGGCAACGCUGCGGAACAUGUACUCUUCAGGUAACAAUAAUAACAACUUGGGUAACAUCUCUGGUCUAUCACCUGUUACAGAGGCAUUCUUCCGUUGGCAGGAAGGUGAAACGUCAAUCGAUAAUAGUUAUUUUGGAAAAGGUUCAAUUUUGUUUUGGUUGAACCAAUUACUAUCAUCAGAAAAGAUCGCUGGCGUUACAUCAAAAGUAGGCAAUGACAUUAACACUAAUAAUAAUAAUAUAAACCAUCAGAAGCUACCUCUAAUACUAAACAAUAAUAUUACUCAUAAUGUGUCGGACAUAACCACAACAAGUACAUCUUCAAACAAAAGGGCAAUGUCUCCUCUUUCUGCCAAUGACUCUGUAUAUCUCGCUAAAAGAGAGACAAUAUCCGCGUAUAUCGAUGCGUACUUCAAGCACUAUCAUGCGCUAUAUCCGUUGGUCAGUAAGGAAAUGUUUUUCGCUCAGUAUAAUGAUCAAAUUAAACCAGAGAACGUUGAGAUAUGGCACAUCUUACUAAACGCGGUAUUAGCUUUGGGUUCAUGGUGCUCUAAUUCAUGUUCAAGUCACCAUACUCUCUAUUACCAAAACGCAUUAUCAUAUUUGUCCACCGCUGUAUUGGAAACAGGGUCCACAGAUUUAACCAUAGCACUCAUACUUUUAACGCAUUAUGUUCAAAAGAUGCAUAAGCCAAACACUGCAUGGAGUCUCAUAGGACUUUGUAGCCAUAUGGCUACAUCGUUGGGAUUACACCGGGAUCUACCAAACUCAACGAUACAUGAUCAGCAACUCCGUAGAGUAUUGUGGUGGACUAUUUAUUGCACGGGAUGCGAUCUCUCAUUAGAGACUGGAAGGCCCUCAUUAUUGCCCAAUCUUCAGGCUAUUGAUAUACCAUUACCAGCUUCAUCUGCCACUAUCAAAGAACCAAGCAUAUAUUCCUCCAUCAUACAAGAAUCCCAAUGGUCUCAAAUAUUGCAACAGAAAUUGUCAAAUAACUCAUAUCAGCAAAGUGCAGGUGAAUGUCUCUCAUGGUUCGAUAGUGUUCAAGCAUUUUUAGACCACUGGCCUACUCCUAGUACCGAAGCUGAACUCAAAGCCUUAAAUGAAACUCAACUAGAUUGGCUACCAUUAGUGAAGUUCCGGCCAUACUGGAUGUUCCAUUGUUCCCUAAUAUCACUUUUCUCAGUUUUUUUUGAAGAAGAUGCCCCAACCGACAACAACGUCAUACGGUGCAAGGAGUUAUGCCUUCAACUUUCAAGCAGAAAUAUAUUUAGCGUGGCCACUUUUGUACGGAGCUAUGCAUUCAACUCACUUUCCUGUUGGUACGCGACACAUUAUCUUGUUAGAAGCGCAUUAGUGCCUCUACAUUUCGCAUCUCGGAUAUCUCCACAGCACGCCUUGUGGGAGACAGUUAAAGCGCAAUUAUUAUCAGCCCAUGAAGCGAUGGGUAUAUUGUCACAAGAAUCUUCCUUGGCCGCUAAAUUUGAUGGGAUAUUAACCAAGAAUUAUUCUGAAAUACUACAAAGAGAAGGCAUCAACAAAAGCCAACUGAUGCCACCACCAACUCCAUUGCUACAAUCAACCAGUUUCUCGGACCUACUUUCACUGUGGUCAGCAAACGCAGAAGACGCUCCGAGAGUCAGUAAUUCCCAGAUGCCUCAAUCGAUCACUAUCACGGACUCUUUGCUACAGUCAUCAACAACUCAAAUGAGACCUCCAACCACAUCUGGAUGGCCUGAUACCAACAACUUCCUGAAUCCAUCGACCCAACAGCUAUUCAACACCACAACAAUGGACGAUGUGUACAACUAUAUAUUUGAUAACGACGAGUAA
Molecule: messenger RNA, 2598 nt
Organism: Kluyveromyces lactis
Lineage: Eukaryota; Fungi; Ascomycota; Saccharomycetes; Saccharomycetales; Saccharomycetaceae
Gene: GAL4
Product: galactose-responsive transcription factor GAL4
Exons: 1
Coding region: 1-2598 (865 amino acids)
Biological process (GO): DNA-templated transcription; positive regulation of transcription from RNA polymerase II promoter by galactose
Cellular component (GO): nucleus
Molecular function (GO): DNA-binding transcription factor activity, RNA polymerase II-specific; RNA polymerase II cis-regulatory region sequence-specific DNA binding; zinc ion binding
Source: RefSeq, a predicted model, not a curated record